This is a messenger RNA of Yarrowia lipolytica CLIB122, 2196 nucleotides long. RefSeq lists its product as uncharacterized. Gene Ontology annotation, molecular function: RNA binding; ATP binding; RNA helicase activity. Gene Ontology annotation, cellular component: spliceosomal complex; intracellular anatomical structure. The record is from RefSeq and is a predicted model, not a curated record. NCBI's taxonomy places the organism in Eukaryota, Fungi, Ascomycota, Dipodascomycetes, Dipodascales.
AUGGAACCCGUGAGCAAAAAGCCCAAGACUGACGAAGAGGAAAUCGUCGAAGACUAUGAGGUUGAGGAGUAUGUUCCCGACAACACCCUCGUUGAGUUGGCGUCUGGACUGACCCGACUCCAGACCACAGCCGAUGAAGGCAUGAAGCACGAAGAUGGACCUAACAACAUGUUCAACGGAAAGGAGCUGUCGACAAAGUAUUUCGAUAUCCUUAAGGUCCGACGAGACUUGCCCGUCCAUGUUCAGCGACAACAGUUCCUCGAUACCUUCCACUCUACUCAGAUCAUGGUGUUCGUUGGUGAGACUGGAUCUGGUAAGACUACCCAGAUCCCUCAGUUUGUGUUGUUUGAUGAUCUCCCUCAGCUGCAAGGUAAGAUGGUUGCCUGUACGCAGCCCCGUCGAGUUGCAGCCAUGUCUGUUGCCAAGCGUGUGGCUGAUGAGAUGGAUGUGAGACUUGGCGAGGAAGUUGGUUACUCCAUUCGAUUCGAGGAUAAGACCAGCCCCAAGACUCUUCUCAAGUACAUGACUGAUGGUAUGCUUCUGCGAGAGGCCAUGCACGACCACAACCUGUCUAGAUACUCAUGCAUUAUUCUCGAUGAGGCCCACGAACGUACUCUGGCUACAGAUAUCCUCAUGGGUCUGAUCAAGCAAGUAGCUGUCCGACGGCCCGAUCUUAAGAUCAUUGUCAUGUCCGCCACACUGGACGCCCAGAAGUUUCAGUCGUACUUCAACGACGCUCCUCUCCUGGCUGUUCCCGGUCGAACCCACCCCGUCGAGAUCUACUACACUCCCGAGUUUCAGCGAGACUACCUUGAGAGUGCUCUUCGAACUGUUCUCCAGAUCCAUGCCACCGAGCCCGAAGGAGAUAUUCUGCUAUUCUUAACCGGUGAGGAGGAAAUUGAAGACGCUUGCCGAAAGCUCAAGCUCGAGUCCGACGAGCUCACCCGUGAGUCUGGCUGUGGUCCUCUUAAGGCCUACCCCCUGUACGGCUCUCUGCCCCCCAACCAACAGCAGAAGAUUUUCGACGACGCUCCUCCUGGAGGACGAAAGGUUAUUGUCUCCACCAACAUUGCUGAAACUUCGCUUACCAUUGACGGUAUUGUAUACGUCGUCGACACCGGCUUCUCCAAGCAGAAGGUGUACAACCCUCGAAUCCGAGUUGAGUCUCUGCUUGUGGCUCCCAUCUCAAAGGCGUCUGCCCAGCAGCGAGCUGGCCGAGCUGGCCGAACCCGACCUGGUAAGUGUUUCCGACUCUACACCGAGGAUGCCUUCAAGAAGGAACUCAACGAGCAAUCCUACCCCGAGAUUCUGCGAUCCAAUCUUGCCAGCACUGUUCUGGAGCUCAAGAAGCUGGGCAUUGACGAUCUCGUUCACUUUGACUUCAUGGAUCCCCCUGCUCCCGAAACUAUGAUGCGAGCUCUGGAAGAACUCAACUACUUGACUUGUCUUGACGACGAUGGAAACCUCACCGAGCUCGGUCGACUUGCUUCCGAGUUCCCCCUGGACCCCAUGCUGGCCGUAAUGCUCAUCUCCUCACCUGACUACUACUGCUCCAACGAGAUUCUGUCUUUGACUGCUCUUCUGUCCGUGCCCAACGUGUUUGUUCGACCCAACAACGACCGAAAGGCUGCCGACGAGGCCAAGAACAGCUUUGCUCAUCCCGACGGUGACCAUCUAACUUUGCUGAACGUCUACCACGCAUACAGAUCUGACGAAGCCCAGGCUGACCCCAACGAAUGGUGCUACCAGAACUAUCUGUCUCUGCGAUCUCUGCAGUCUGCCGACAACGUGCGAGCUCAGCUCAAGCGACUGAUGGAGAAGAAUGGACUGGAGCUCAUGUCCACUCCCUACGAGGACCGAAACUACUACACUAACAUCAGAAAGGCUCUUACUGCCGGAUACUUCAUGCAAGUGGCCAAGAAGAGUUCUCAGGGAGGCAAGAACUCUUACACCACCGUUAAGGACAACCAGGACGUGUUGAUCCACCCCUCUUCGGUGCUUGGCCAGGACUCCGAGUGGGUGAUUUAUAACGAGUUCGUUCUAACCACUAAGAACUACAUUCGAACCGUCACUGGCAUUCGACCGGAGUGGCUAUUGGAGAUUGCUCCUGUCUACUACGAUCUGGACACCUUCCGAAAGGGCGACAUCAAGAUGUCUCUCGAGCGAGUGUACAAGAAGCUGGAGGCGAAGAAAUAG